AUGGCAAUCGCGCGGAGCCACGUCGUGUCACGCCCAGCCGCCGGAGCGCGGUACGGGUCAUCGCCGGACCUGCUGGCGGCGUCGCUGCAGCAGUCGUUCCGCUACGCGCGGCUGUGGACGGCCUUCCAGCAGUUCUUCGGCUUCUUCGCCUUCCUCCUCACGCUCUGGUUCGUCACCUCGCGCCCCUGGCACUCCGCCGACUCCCGCGCCGCAAAUUCCGCCGCAAACGCCGGCGCGACCUCCCGUCUCGGCGGAAACUCCGGUAGCGGAUUCACCGGCGGGGGCAGCGCCGGCGGCGGCGGCGGGAAAUUGACAGGUCCGGCGGCGUACGUAGUGGUGGUGUGCGACGAGUCGCAGUUAAAGUCCGCCAUGGUCCUCGUGCAUUCGAUCAGAUCCACCAAGACGGAGCACGAUAUCGUCGUGCUCGCGCGCAACCUCUCCGGCACGCCGCGCCACAUCUUCCGCGCGCUCGGCGCCACGGUCAACCCGCUUCCGCGCGGCGUCCCCGCGUCCGUGCUCGCGCUGCUCGACGACCCCUUCCGCCCCGUCGCCGCCUCCGCCCACGGCAACCAAUCUUCCGCGCACGCCGCCGCCGCGGGAGGGGCCUCCGCCGACCCCUUCUCUGGAUCCUUCUCCGCGAACCCCGCAGCGGAGUUCUCCCCACCCUUCCCCCCGACCACCUUCGCGGACCCCUUCUCCUUCAGCUCCGUCUACUCCCCGCCGCCGCACCCCGCCGCGCUCGCGGAGUGCCUCCCCUUCAAAUUCUCCAUGUGGCUGCUCCGCCAGUACUCCAAAGUCGUCUAUCUCGACCCGCGCAUGCUCGUUCUCGAGAAUAUCGACGACGUGCUGGCUCGGCCCGAGCCUACCGCAGCUCCGGAUAACUCGCUCCCGGACCGGUUCAACCCGAGCCUGCUGGUGCUGGAGCCGAGCGUGGCGACGUACCGCCAGCUCGUCGCGGAAUACGCGGCCAUCGCGUUCGGCGAUGCGGAUAGCGACAGUGACAGCGCGCGACGCACCCUCGCUGCAGGGGACUCCGACCAGGCGCAUCCGCAGCAGGAGAGGCAGCAGCGGCAUAACGAGCAGCAGCAACAGCAAUGGAAUUUGCAGCGGCGGCUGCGGCGGGGGCCAGUCCUCCCAGUGGGGUCGGAGGAUCUUAUCUUCUUCAACCAUUUCUUCUCGGACUGGCCACAGCUGGGCGCGCAGCACCACCUGGACUACGGGUGCAACGCGCCCUCCCGCCUGGGGUACUCGGCCACGUGGAACGAAUGGGUGCACCCCAAGCUCAAGGUCGUGCGCUUCGCUGGCGGCUUCGAGCGCUGGGACGAGCUCACUGAUAAACUCUACCCGCCCACGCGGCGCUACGACCACCUGCGGUGGGAGCUGCUGAGGGACAUGUCGGGGUUGUUGGUGCAGCACGGGGUGAUAGCGCCGGGGGACGCACUGCCCAGCCCGCUGUGCCAGACGGACUUCAUGCAGUAUGCGCGCGGGGCGCCCGUGCCGAGAAAGCUGUCGGUCGUGAUUCUCACAGGCGGAGAUCUGACGACUCUUCAAACGCUGAUAUUCCACUUCGCCGCCAUGCGCUUCGUGCACAUGAUCUACGUCAUGGCCAAGCCCAGCGAGGCCCCGGGAGGGGGGAGUGCUGCUGGUGCCGCCGGUGUGGGGGGGGAGUCGUCGGGAGGAUUCAACCUUGGCGGCAGCAGCGGGGGGAACACAGGGAGCAGCAGCAGUGGUGGCAGUGCGUGGGCGCAGGGGCACACGCAGAGCAUCCUAGCAGCAGCCAUCGAGUCGUGGAACGCCAGCAAACCCGUGGAGCUGCUCCCACCGCUCCGCCGCUACUCCAUGUCAGCGCGCAUGCGCCCCAUCGCGUCCCUCCCCACGGACUGCGUGCUCAUGUGCGACGACUCGGUGAUGGUGGGCGCGUCCGUGCUCUCGUCCGCGUUCAAGUUCUGGCAGGAGCAGCCGCAGCGCCUGGUGGGGUUCUUUCCAUCGGCGCACUACCGCGACCCGCACACGAGCGAGCUGGUGUUCGUGGCGGACCCGAGAGAGGAGUACUCCAUGGUGGGGGCGCGGCUGCUGCUGCUGCAUGCGGAUUACCUGCAGUCGUACACGUGCACGCUUCCGCAGCAAGUGCGCGACUACAUAGAGAUGUCUCCCCAGUGCGGCGACGCGGCUCUCAACUUCCUGGCGGCCGAGCUGACGGGCGCGGCGCCUCUGCUGGUGGUGGACCCCGACAAGCGCGUCACGGAGGACCUCGCCUCCUCAUUCGAGGACCACACGCGCGUCGGCUCUGCGUGCCUCAACGAUCUGGAAGCUUUCUUUGGCGACAUGCCGCUGCGCAACUCCACCCUCGCCAAGUUCCACCUCGAGCAGGACACCUUCACUAAGAUGCAGUUGCAGUGGGAGGCGCUGUUUGAUGCCACCAAGAUGUCUUCCAGCGAUGAGAAUUUCCGCUUCAUGCCCUCUCUCAGACGGGUGACCAACAUGCCAGAGGUGCACGUCUUCCCCUCCCCGCAGCACCCCAAGCAGAUCCUCUGCAUCCUCGGGAACCUCUCCACACCGCUGUGUUUCUCCGGGGGCGCGUGCAACAACUCGUUUGCCAUCGCCACCUUCGACUCCAUCCCGCCGUGCGCCCUGAUGCUGCUCGGCACGUCCCUGCUGCUGCACUCGCGCUACGGCUUUGACGACCGCUUCCACACGCCCAACAUCCUCGCCAACCUCUUCUACCCCUAUCCCGACUACUCCUUCAUGCGCCCCGCUCGCGCCUUCUUCUACCGCCGCGGCGGGCUCGACAUGCGCCUGUCGCCGUGGUCGCGGCUGCUGUUCAAGGCCAUUCUAGGCGCGCACAUCGCGCCGUUCCGCGUGCGCAACGGCACGCGCCCCGUGUGCUUUGAGCGCGCCGUGAUGACUCGGCGGUACCGGCCGGCAGCGCAGGAGAGGAGCAUCGUGCUGCAGGACGUGCAGGAGCGCGCCUGGGCCUACUGCUCCCUUGCUGCCUCCUCCAUCCCCCCCUCUUCUACCGACGCUGCUGCUGCUGCUGCCGCUGGGAACAGCACUGCAGGGGCAGGGGCGCCCCAGCAGCAUCCGAUGGCGGGGGUGCCGCCGGGGCUGCGGGGGUUUGUGAGCUCGGAUGCUCACACGAUCCGAGUGCUGGUGCUGUAUGGCGAUGCGGACAGUGGGGGGUACGGCAUGAUGGAGAACCUGCAGGCGGUGCUCAAGGGGCUCAGGGACCGCUGCCACAAGGCCACUGCUUGUGAGCUCGUGGCUGUCAGAGAGGCCAACUUCACCAACUUCUGUGCGCAGGUGCUAUUCAUGGGAGCAGCGUCCAUGCUGGUGACAGUGAGUGGAGACGGCACCAUGAACCAUGUCAUGUGGAUGCGCCCCGGCAGUGCCGUGUUGGAGCUCGUGCCUUUCGGCAUUCCUGAAUACGACCCACGCGUGCUGCGUGUGUAUGAAGAGGCUUCCAGGUGGGUGAGGGUGGAGCACGACAAGGUGUUUGAGCUCAUGGGCCCCGAGUGUCCGCGCAAGAACGCCUCGUGCCGCUUCAUGUACCGCCGCCGCGCGAUCGUCGCCAACGUGACAGCUGUCAUGGCGUGGUUCGACGCCACGUACUCGCGCAUGCGCACCGAAGGGAAGGAGGGCACGCUGGGGGGCAGAUAUGGCGGACGGAUUUGA
This is a messenger RNA of Closterium sp. Naga37s-1, 3672 nucleotides long. The record is from the annotation of a GenBank genome assembly. Lineage: Eukaryota; Viridiplantae; Streptophyta; Zygnematophyceae; Desmidiales; Closteriaceae.